Molecule: messenger RNA, 2490 nt
Organism: Candidula unifasciata
Lineage: Eukaryota; Metazoa; Mollusca; Gastropoda; Stylommatophora; Geomitridae
Source: the annotation of a GenBank genome assembly
AUGGACAGUGAUUUACACACUGUGAUUCCUCUUGAACAUCAUGCAUCUAAUUCAUCACAACAGUCACACUCUUUAGCCACUGGACUGGAGAAUGCACUUGACCAGUGUUCUUCAGACUCAUCUGAGAUUGAAAGCAAGUCUGUCAUUUGUCACAUGAAUCCAGAACUUGUUGCAACAAAUUCAAACAAAUUAAACAGUUUGAUGCCAAAAAACUUUCUGAAUAUUAUUCCUAAACCACGCUCAAGUAUUUUUUCACUUCAAAUAGCAGAUGGUACACAUGUGCAAUCAGAAAGCAAGCUGUUAUCAUUACUACCUACCAGAAUAGUAGUUUCAGAUCUUGACAAAACUGCUCAAGAGAUUGCCCUGAUGGCUCCUGUAUCUUCAUCGGCAGUUAUAGGAAAUAUUUUUCAACAGUUUCAAGUCAGUCAGUCUUCUGAUGAUUCCGAAGCAGAAUCAAAAAUGUCACAUUCCUGUGCUGAACAAGAUCAUGCCCCACACACCUCUUUUUCUAUAGAGCCGAUGCAAGUAACAGUACCUCAGCUUGCAAGUGGAAGUGCCCAUUCCACUUGGUGUAAUGGCAUAGGAGCUUCUGAAUUCAUAGCUUCACAUACUACUUCUGAUGAAAUUGAUAAAGAGCAGGAUAUUAUUAAGAAAACAGUUGUGGAGGCAUUUGUAAAGAUGGUGGUUUGCAGGAAGGUCACAGUUCAGAAGGUGCACCUGAAGACAGGAGAGAUUCUGGAUACCAAAGUGAAAACAGAGGAAGAAGAGCCUGUCAUUCUCGGUGUAGACUGUGUUGAGACAACAGAAGAUCUCAUUUCUUCUUCAGUUGCUGAAAUUGCCAUUGCUGAUAAUUGCAGCACUGAUGCAGUGCCAUCAAAGUGGGGAACAUCUCCUGAUGGUGGUUUGAAAUUUCUCAGCGCUGUUUCAGAAAGUAGACAGAAAAUAGGGAAGAGCAUUAUAAAAGAAAAAGGUUUUGUAUCUUCAACACAAAAAGGAGUCUUACCGAGAUUGCCAGAGUCUGAAGAAAACCUAUCAGCACAAGAACAAGUUUUUAAUGAAGCGUUUGUUGUUGAAUCCACCUCCAAUAACGACUCCCUACAUAUCAAAGCAGAACCUGUAACAGAUAGGGAGAGUGAUUGGAAUGAAGAAUUUAAUGACAGCAGUCAAGAUUAUAUCCCAAAUAUAAGUAGAACAAAUUACCAGAAAUCAUCCACUUCAUUGAGAAAAAUGAGCAGAGGAAAAUUACAUGACAGUUCAUACAGUCAUGUCAUGCAACCUUGCAGUGGUGAAAGUAUUAUGAAUGCAUUAGAUCCUGAUGUUCUGGUCUUGUGCCAGAAGAAAAGAGGCAGAAAGAGAAAAUGGGACAAUGCAUUAGGAAUGGCAUCCAAUUUAAAAAUGUGUCAGUUUUGCAACAUAAAUUUUAGUAGUGUUCAGGCAUGCGCCAGGCAUAUGAAAAAGGGAUAUUGCAUCUCAUCAGUAUUUUGCUUUAUUUGUUCGAAAGCAUUUCAAAAUGAGCAGCUGCUAGAAAAUCAUCUUAUGAUACACGGAAGUGAAGUAAAGAGUGAAGCAUUUGAAUGUAGUGAUUGCAAUCGUUUUUAUAGAACCCAUGCAGGAUAUGUGAAACACUUUAGAAUGGGGACCUGCUCAAAAAGGGAUGGUUUUGAAGAUGGACGCACAGGAGAAUUUAAUUGCGAUCUAUGCGAGUCUCGAUUUAGCACAGAAGGUUACUUGAAACUACAUCGAUACAAAGUGCAUGAAAAUCCUAAGGACACACAUGCAUGCUCUGACUGUGGUAAAAGGUUUUAUAGCACACUAGGAUACAAUAAGCAUCGACAAGGAAGACCUUGCACAGAACCUUUAAGAUGCCAUAUCUGUGGAAAAUCUUACUCAAGUAAAGCAAAGGAAAGCUUUAAAAUACAUAUGAAACAUCAUAAAACGGAAGUAAGCGGAAUAACAUUUCAGUGUGAUGAAUGUGACAGAAGUUAUAUGACACAGGUCGCUCUCAACAAGCAUAAGCUGUCUCAUACCGGUGUGAAGCCUUAUAAAUGUAAUGUUUGUGGCAAAGACUUCUCUAUGCGUUACAUGGUGAAAGACCAUGCAAGGAUGCAUACUGGUGAACGUCCAUUCCUUUGUGGUUUGUGUGGUGGUGCUUUUAGUAACAAGGGGCAUUUAGGGCGACAUCUGAGAUCACAUGAAAAUGGAACGUUAAUGAAACGAGGACGUCCAAAGAAGAUCAGAGAUCCAGGUGAAUUGAAAAUGAUUGAAUUUGGGCAAACACUACACAGUUUUGAUGGGCAGACAAUACAAGUUGUUGAUGGACAGAUUUUUGAAUCUCAGACUUCUGGAACUCCUGUGAUCAUCCAAGCAAAUAAUAACACUAUCAUUAUAGCAGAAGGUUGGCCAAAUACAAGUACUGCCUCAGCUAUAACACUCCCAAGCUGUCACAGCUUGGAAAAUAUUUCUGCAAAUAUACAUUGCUCCAAUGUGUAG